Messenger RNA from Erythranthe guttata (spotted monkey flower), 2388 nucleotides. RefSeq names its product exocyst complex component EXO70A1. Gene Ontology annotation, cellular component: exocyst. Lineage: Eukaryota; Viridiplantae; Streptophyta; Magnoliopsida; Lamiales; Phrymaceae. Gene Ontology annotation, biological process: exocytosis. Gene Ontology annotation, molecular function: phosphatidylinositol-4,5-bisphosphate binding. The record is from RefSeq and is a predicted model, not a curated record.
CCGAAUUAAAGGCCCACCCGUAUUGAAGUAGUCCCAGUUCAAGCAAGCAGUCCUCUCCGUAUUCAUUUUCUCUUCCACCACCAUCAAAUCAAUCAUCACCAUCUCCACUCCUCCUUUUUCUCAACCAAAAGAAAAAUAAAUAAUUAAAUAAAUAAAAAGUUCAGAGAAGAAGAAUAUCUGCCGACAAUGGAACCGCCGGGAUCAACCGCCGCCGAAAAAAUCAUCCUGCGUUGGGACUCAACCGCCUCCGAAGACGCGCGCGACAAGAUGAUAUUCAACGGCGAUCGUCACGAGGUCGACCGCUACCUCGACGCCGUCGACGAGCUCCAGAAAUCCAUGGCGUCCGUCGCUCUGUCCGAUUCCACCUCCGCCGCCUCCUCCACGCUCCAGAUCGCCAUGGCUCGGCUCGAGGACGAGUUCCGCAACAUCCUCAUCUCCCACACCUCACCCAUCGAGGCCGAGUCUCUCUCCGAGUCAACUCAGUCCGAGUUCACCUCUCAGGAGUUCGAGUUGAAGGACGAGAUCGGAGAAAUCAGCUUCGACGAGAAGCAGCUGGAGCACCAGGAGAGCAGCACCAGCACCCCGGGCAGCAGUUACAAGUCCACAAGCAGUAUCAGGGAAGUAGAUCUUAUCCCCAGCGACGCCGUCUACGACCUCCGCUCCAUCGCCGAGCGGAUGAUUGCCGCCGGGUACCUGCGCGAGUGUAUUCAGGUGUACGCGAGCGUACGCAAGUCCGCCGUGGACGCGAGCCUCAAGAAGCUGAAUGUCGAGAAAUUGAGCAUCGGCGAUAUCCAGAGGCUCCAGUGGGAGGCGCUCGAGAGGAAGAUCCGCCACUGGAUUCGCGCCGCCAAGAUAUGCAUACGCGUGCUAUUCGCCAGCGAGCGGCGUCUCUGCGAGCAGAUAUUCGAAGGUUUGGGUACUUCAGCCGAUGAUGCUUGUUUCAUGGAAACCAUAAAAGGCCCCGCCAUUCAGUUGUUUAAUUUCGCCGAAGCAAUUAGCAUCAGUAGGCGGUCGCCUGAGAAAUUGUUUAAGAUAUUGGAUUUACACGACGCCUUGUCCGAUUUAAUGCCUGAUAUCGAAAAUGUCUUCGAGUCGAAAUCCAGUGAGUCGAUUAGGGUACAGGCUGUCGAAAUAUUGUCUAGGUUAGCGGAGGCAGCGAGAGGGAUAUUGUCGGAAUUCGAGAGUGCUGUGCUUCGUGAGCCUUCAAGGGUUCCGGUUCCUGGAGGAACGAUCCACCCCUUGACCAGAUAUGUGAUGAAUUACAUCAGUUUGAUUUCCGAUUACAAGCAGACUUUGCUUGAAUUGAUCGUGUCGAAGCCCUCGACUGGACCGAGAUAUUCGAGCGAUCCUAAUGUACCGGAUAUGGAUUUCUCGGAGUACGAAGAUCAGGCUUCGACUCUGGCUCUUCACUUGAUUUGGAUUACUGAAAUUCUGCAAUUCAAUCUCGACGGUAAAUCUAAGCAUUACAAGGAUGUUUCCUUGGUUCAUUUGUUUAUGAUGAACAAUGUUCAUUAUAUCGUUCAAAAGAUUAAAGGGUCGCCCGAGUUGAGGGAGAUGAUUGGUGAUGAUUACUUGAGAAAGUUGACCGGAAAAUUCCGAUUUUCCGCGACUAAUUACCAAAGGGCAACCUGGGUGAGGGUAUUGCAUUGCUUGAGAGACGAGGGUUUGCAUGUAAGUGGAAGCUUUUCAUCCGGCGUGUCGAGGAGUGCUUUGAGAGAGAGGUUUAAGUCUUUCAACGCUAUAUUUGAGGAGGUGCACAGAACUCAGGCAACAUGGUUGAUACCCGAUACUCAGCUUCGUGAGGAACUGAGGAUUUCCAUAUCGGAGAAGCUUCUACCGGCUUAUAGAUCGUUUCUUGGAAGGUUCCGAAGCCAUAUCGAGAGUGGGAGGCACCCUGAGAAUUACAUCAAAUACUCGGUUGAUGACCUCGAGAAUGCAGUCUUGGAUUUCUUCGAGGGAUGCCCGGUUUCACAGCAUUUGAGGAGGAGAUCUCAGUGAGAGAAGGUGGGGGAGUGGGAUUGAGUUUUUGCCACGUAGAUUUUAGGACAACCAUUCUUUGAAUUUUUUUCGGAGUUAUCUGGGAUGAGGUUUCAGUUGUUCAGGGAUUAAGCCCCGAAGUGGAGACAAUUGCGAUUGUCUCCGUAAGGAUUUUGGAUGCGAUCAAUUGACAACAGUAGCCUGUUCGUGCCUGCCAUUGCCUCUUCUCAAAUGCUUCCGCACUGUAAGCAUGCGUUUGUUUGUACUCCCUCAGCUUUUUAGAUUUUUGCUUCAUUUGUUUAUAUGGGGAUUGCGGUAUUUGUUGUACUUUUAUGAAUCUUCACCACACAAUUAUUAUGAUCAGCCAAAAAAAAAAAAAAGAAUUUAAAUAAGCAUUUAUGUUUGAUCUGA